AUGACCUCAUUCACCUCUUUCAGCUUGGCUAAACGAGCCUUGAUUUCUGUUCCAAAGUUUGUUCGAGGCUAUGCCACCCCGACUUCCAAAAUUGUCAAGAUUCCUUUGACUCUUUAUGGCAUUGAAGGUCGUUAUUCUACAGCAUUAUUUACUGCUGCCUCUAAGAAAAAUAAUCUUGAACAUGUUGAAACAGAACUUAUGAAAGUUAAAUCUGUAAUUGAAAAAGAUCCUAAAAUUCGUAGUUUUCUUGAGGAUCCUUCCUUAAGUCGUCAAAAAAAGAAAGAUGGUGUACACCAAUUAUUAAAAGAUGGAAAUUAUUGCGACACUACCAAGAACUUUUUCACAGUUUUAGCUGAAAAUGGUCGACUCACCGAAACCAUAAAAAUUAUUAAUGCGUAUCAAUCAUUAAUGACAGCUAAUCGCAACGAAAUUCCUGUUACAAUCAUCUCUGCUAAGGUUGGUUUUUAA
Molecule: messenger RNA, 468 nt
Organism: Funneliformis mosseae
Lineage: Eukaryota; Fungi; Glomeromycota; Glomeromycetes; Glomerales; Glomeraceae
Source: the annotation of a GenBank genome assembly